AUUUGAAGCUUUACAUUAGUAACAAAAAGAAAAUAAAUAAAUAAAACAAAUAAAUAAAGCUGAAAAAUAUCUCUGUUGAACGGAUAAGCUUCUUAUUUUCAUUUGUUUUAAAUUCAUUGAACAUCCAACCUUCCAGCGAUCUCGUUUUAAUGGUUUAGAUUUGGGAUUUCCCGCAUAUUUAAUGUAAAUAGAGUCAUAUUUUCAUUUCAUGACGGCUUCCCUGCCAAGUUUUGAAGUAAUGUCUCAGCAAAUUAAAUCUCGUUCAACUGUUAUAGAACAAGUAGAUGUAGUGAGUAGAUACGAUUGGCUAGAUAAACUUAAAAGCUUACAUAUGCAGCGUGCAGACAUGAACCGCUUAAUAAUGAACUAUUUGGUUACUGAAGGCUUUAAGGGUGCAGCUGAAAAAUUUCGUCUUGAAUCUGGCAUUCAACCUGCUGUAGAACUAGACACUUUAGAUGAACGUAUAAAAAUUCGAGAUGCUAUACAAAAUGGAAGAAUUCAAGAUGCUAUUCAAUUAGUCAAUAACUUACAUCCAGAACUUUUAGACUGUGACAGAUAUUUAUUCUUUCAUUUGCAACAGCAACAUCUUAUUGAACUCAUAAGAGAACGAAAUAUUGAAGAAGCUUUGAAAUAUGCUCAAGAGCAAUUAGCUGAACGUGGUGAAGAAAAUAAAGAAGUAUUAGCUGAAUUGGAAAGGACAUUGGCUUUGCUAGCAUUUGAUGAACCUGAAAGAUCUCCAUUUGGUGAUCUUUUACAUCCAUCCCACAGACAAAAAAUUGCAAGUGAAGUAAAUGCUGCAAUACUUGAAAUGGAAAAUAGUGAGUCGACUACUCCAAAACUUGCUAUUAUGUUGAAAUUAAUGUUAUGGAGUCAAGAAGAGUUAGAAAAGAAAAAAGUGAAAUACCCAAAAAUGACAGAUAUUGCAGAUGGAUCCAUGGGUAUUCAUUAAAAUUGUACUUAAAGUGUAUAAACACUUUGAGUUUUAAAAAU
This is a messenger RNA of Uloborus diversus, 990 nucleotides long. Its product is annotated as glucose-induced degradation protein 8 homolog. Gene Ontology annotation, molecular function: protein binding. Gene Ontology annotation, biological process: proteasome-mediated ubiquitin-dependent protein catabolic process. The transcript is spliced from 6 exons. The record is from RefSeq and is a predicted model, not a curated record. Gene Ontology annotation, cellular component: cytoplasm; nucleus. The coding region runs from base 209 to 949 and encodes 246 amino acids. Lineage: Eukaryota; Metazoa; Arthropoda; Arachnida; Araneae; Uloboridae.